Molecule: messenger RNA, 2195 nt
Organism: Pomacea canaliculata
Lineage: Eukaryota; Metazoa; Mollusca; Gastropoda; Architaenioglossa; Ampullariidae
Product: nucleolar protein 56-like
Exons: 10
Coding region: 118-1860 (580 amino acids)
Cellular component (GO): box C/D methylation guide snoRNP complex; small-subunit processome
Molecular function (GO): snoRNA binding
Source: RefSeq, a predicted model, not a curated record
AGUCGACAAAGAGCAAUGUUGAAUCCCGACACGUGAUUGGUCGAAAACUGGAAAGCAAAGCCUGCUGGAGCCACUAGCUGAGUGGCUUAGUAAAUGAGUCCGUAAGUCGGAUCCAUCAUGGCUCAGAAACUAUUUGUGUUAUUUGAGCAUGGCUCAGGUUACGCUAUUUUUGAAGUCAAAGAGUUUGAUGAAAUUGCCCUUCUUGCCCCUCGUGUGGAGCAGAGUAUUGGAGAUCUUAGUAGAUUUAACUCAGUUGUUCAGCUUGCUGGGUUUUGUCCUUUCAAGAGUGGUACUAAUGCCUUGGAUAACAUGAACAGUGUGUCUGAAGGGUUGCUUCACAAUGAUCUGAAAGUUUUCUUGGAAAGUAAUGUUCCAAAGUCUUCAAAGAAACUGAAGGUGUUAUUAGGUGUAGCUGACGCCAAAAUUGCUGCUGCCAUCAACGAAGAGCUUCAAAUGAAUUGCCUGUCCAGUGGAGUCGUGCCAGAAAUUUUGCGAGGCAUCAGACUGCAUUUCCACAACCUUGUUAAAGGUCUUACAGAGCAGUCAGCAUCAAAGGCACAACUGGGUUUAGGACACAGUUAUUCCCGUGCCAAGGUUAAGUUUAAUGUUAACCGUGUAGACAACAUGAUUAUUCAGAGCAUUGCCUUGCUUGAUCAGCUGGACAAAGAUGUGAACACAUUCUCCAUGCGAAUCAGAGAGUGGUACUCCUAUCAUUUUCCAGAGUUAGUGAAGAUUGUGACAGACAACUACAUGUACGCUAGAGUGGUACAGGUUAUCAAAAACAGGAAAGAGAUUACGCCAGAGAUGGUUGAACCUUUGGAAGAAAUUAUCAUGGACAGUGCAAAGGUUCAGGCUAUUUUUGAUGCUGCAAGAUCCUCCAUGGGAAUGGAUAUUUCACCAGUUGACCUGAUGAAUAUCGAAUUGUUUGCAUCACGAGUAAUUGCACUGGCAGAGUAUCGCAAGACUCUUGCUGAAUAUCUUGUUUCACGUAUGCAGACUGUGGCACCAAACUUAGCAGCACUUAUAGGAGAGCAGGUUGGUGCUAGACUCAUUGCCCAUGCUGGCAGCCUUACAAAUCUGGCCAAGUAUCCAGCCUCAACUGUUCAGAUUCUUGGUGCAGAGAAAGCCUUGUUCAGGGCACUUAAAACCAGAGGUAACACACCCAAGUAUGGUCUCAUUUUCCACUCCACUUUUAUUGGACGAGCUGGUACAAAAAACAAAGGGCGCAUUUCACGCUAUUUGGCUAACAAAUGUUCUAUUGCUUCCCGCAUUGACUGUUUUACAGACAUUCCUACUUCUGUAUUUGGGGAACAUCUUCGACAGCAAGUGGAAGAUCGUCUUAAGUUUUAUGAAACUGGUGAACCUCCAGCAAAAAACAUUGAUGUAAUGAGCCAGGCUCUUACUAAGGCGGAAGAUGUUAAGGCAAAGAUCAUCAAACAAGAGAAGAAAAAGAUGAAGAAAGAAAAGAAAAAAGAGCUAGAAGCUCUGGAGCAUCAGCAGGCAGAAGAAUCUAUGGAGCUUGACGUGAAGCCAAAAAAGAAAGACAAGAAGAGGAAGUUAGAUGACUCUGCAGAGUUUUCCACUGAGAAUGCAGAUGAGGAAACAAAAACAAAGAAGAAAAUAAAAGAGGAGUCAAGAGAUGAUGAACCAACAAAGAAAAAGAAAAAGAAAAGACAGGACAACUCACUUGAGGAGUCUCUUGUAAGCGAAGCAGUCGAUGACAGUUUAAUGGAAAAGCCAAAGAAAAAGAAGAAAAACAAAGGUAUUGUCAAUGGUGAUGAUUAUCAUGAAGAAAAUCUUGGAAAGAAGGCAAAAAAGAAGAAAAGAGCCACUGAAGAUGCUGAUGAUGCUGAUGAUUAAGAAUAUGAAAGAAUUGAAUCGUUAUAGGGUGCAUAACUUGAAAUUUAUUGUCACUGAAGAUAUUGCUGCACAGACCAGCAGCUUUAUAAAUAACAUACUAUGAAAUAAAAAUAAAAAAAAUCAUUAAUGCACACACUGUUCACAAUGCCAAGACACUUAUUUCUGAUAGUUUUUUUUUUUUUUUUUUUUGAUGGCAUGCAGUGAAUUGGUUUUGAGUAGAUCCUGAGAUCUUUUCAAGUAAAGGUCAGUUUGAAGAAAUUAUGAUUAUGAUUGUUGUUAUAAAUGUGAUACUAAAUAGGUAUCUAUCUUCAUAUGAAAUAAACAUUUUAACAUCA